Limanda limanda (common dab) is the source of this 2757-nucleotide messenger RNA. It is a transcript of the gene zdhhc16b, whose product is annotated as zinc finger DHHC-type palmitoyltransferase 16b. The record is from RefSeq and is a predicted model, not a curated record. Gene Ontology annotation, molecular function: palmitoyltransferase activity. Bases 200 to 1303 code for a protein of 367 amino acids. Gene Ontology annotation, biological process: protein palmitoylation. Gene Ontology annotation, cellular component: Golgi apparatus. The transcript has 11 exons. NCBI's taxonomy places the organism in Eukaryota, Metazoa, Chordata, Actinopteri, Pleuronectiformes, Pleuronectidae.
CGGUCAGGAUGUGGAGACCCGAGCUAAUAUGUAGCCUGGUAAUGUCCUAACCACAAACUCCUCCAGGCUCCCUCACCGCUUCCACCUGCACAGCUCUACACAGUAUCCUAAUAACCAUGGCCAUAGCCAGAGAUAGUGACACUUCUUCAUAUUAAGAGUGUGUAGGAGAGGAGGAGGAAGAGGAGGUGGUGGUGCUGGCAUGCGUGUGGGCAGUAGCUGGAGGUGGCAGAUUUCCCGGGCCAUGCGACUCGCACUUCGCUGGUGCCGGCUGUGCCGCCUGCAGAGAGGAGGAGGAGGAGGAGGAGGGAACAAAGUCCGGAUCAGCGGCAGGUUGUCGGAGCUGUGGAGCUACAGCAAACUGCUGCUCAAGUCCCUGUAUCACAACAGCCUCAGCAACUCGGACACACUGCUGGACUGUGUGUUCGAACCCGUCUACUGGAUCGUGGACAACGUGACCCGCUGGUUUGGAGUGGUGUUCGUCUGCCUGGUCAUUCUCCUGACCACCUCAGUCGUGGUGGUCAUCUACCUGUUCGUACUGCCCGUGAUCCUCAGCACGUACCCGGUGCACUGGGUGGUCUGGCACCUCUGCUAUGGCCACUGGCUCCUUGUCAUGGUGGUCUUCCAUUACUACAAGGCUACCACCACGGCUCCUGGACACCCGCCCAAGGACAAAACUCAAAUCCCCUCAGUGUCCAUUUGUAAGAAAUGCAUCAUUCCAAAACCGCCCAGGACGCACCACUGUAGCAUCUGCAACAUGUGUGUUUUGAAGAUGGACCACCACUGUCCCUGGCUGAACAACUGUGUGGGCCACUUCAACCAGCGCUACUUCUUCUCCUUCUGCCUCUACAUGACCCUGGGCUGCCUCUACUGCAGCUUCAGCAGCAAGGAACUGUUUCUGGAGGCAUACAGCGUUAUAGAGACGUAUUAUCAGACCCCAACUCCAGACUACACCUUAAGAGAAACCACGGCUCAGAAGAGUGUCAUCUACCUCUGGGUACUGACCAGCUCGGUGUCAGUAGCUCUGGGAGGACUCACCCUGUGGCACACCAUCCUCAUCUGCAGAGGGGAGACCAGCGUGGAGCGCCACAUCAACCGCAAAGAGACCAGAAGACUCCGGGAGAAGGGCAAGGUGUUCAGAAAUCCCUAUCAUCACGGCAAUAUGAACAACUGGAAGUUACUGCUCGGUGUGGAGAAAAGAAGUCACUGGCUCACACGGGUCCUGUUACCCUCCAGUCAUCUUCCCCACGGGGACGGCGUCCUGUGGGACUGCAACUUCACCAGGAGAGACCCCAUGGCCAUCUGACCCUCACCACUUCAGUUUAUUCUAAAAAAAAAUGUACAACAUUAUUUAUCCUGAAUUUACAUAGCAAACAACGUGGCUAGAGACGAACGAGAAGCUCCAACUCCCUCUGGGGAAAAAGAUGCUUUGCUGUGUAAAGGUGUUUGCGGACAUAACCACUCGUCAUGCCUCAAAAUACCUUCACCGUCUCACUGUCGGCAGCCUUGUGAAGUCGGGGUAGACCUCCACCCUGCGACUGCAGCGCUAUCGGCUGAAUUGAUUUACAGAAGGUGCUGCUGGCCAGCACACACCUCCGUCUCCUCACGCUCAACCAAUCGCAAAGACUGAAUUUCUGCACAUUUCUUGCACCAGCACUACAGCCUCACCUGUGUGAGAGUGUGAUGUGGGAGCACGGACAGGAGACAGGGAAGUACGGGAGGCGAUGGAGAUCAUAUCGAGUAACGGCAUUUUAACGGUGCUAUGUGUUGCAUUUUACAAACUAAAACCAAACUUAAUAGAAAAACUAACGUUUGUAUGUAUAUAUCAGUGUGAUAACAACUACCCAAAAUGACAGAGACCAUCUGAGAGAAAUGUACAAGCUAUACUGUAGCCAAUCACCAGGGAGGGACUGAGAUGUUGCCCACUUGUUUUGGUGAAACAUCUGCACAUUGGGAGGCGAUCCCUGUCAUUUUAAUGUCCGAUUCCCUGCAACAUAAAAGGUCCUGAAAGAUUUAUGUAAACUGUGUGACUUCUGGAUCCAAGGUUGUCGAAACCAUUUAAUCCUGUAGGUUUGAGCUCAGAAGUCGUUGAGAACAGACAGGAAGCAGAAACGAGAGGAGAAUGAAACAUCAGACUAGAUUUCAUUAAAGUCUGUUCAGAGAUGCUAAAAAGCAAAGUACAGCACCUUUGAUAACUGACAGUGUUUCCCUGACAUGUCGUCACAGAUCUGAGCCUCAACCUUGUCUGCUUAUUUAAGAAAGAGUUUGUCUUGAGAUGAAGAUACUUUUUUAACCUUCAAUGAUCUUGUUUGAUUAAUUUCCUCUGAUUAUUUAAAAUGUCCUUUUCAAAAGCUAUUUCUAUCAUGAACUACUCUGUUAACACCUGCAGUGUUUAGUAGAGAUGUUAGGGAGAGUCCCGAGCUUAGGAACCACAGAUAUGAACUGAUGUUCUGGUGCAGAAGAGUUUGAUCUAUUUCUCUCAACAUUUUUGACUUGAAUCUUUUGCUCCCUACAAUUAGGUGAAGAAGAAAGAACAUAUAUGUUGUGUGCCUUGUUUGGGGGUUCAGCCUUUAAACGUAGGCAAUUUAAUUAAGUGAGAAAAAGUCGCUGUGAAUUCCAUUUUUAUUUUCACCCCAGAGUGUUCUUCAUUUCUAAAGGAGUUGAAUCUGUAGUUGCCAUAGAAACAUGACACAUCCCUGUGUGUAACCAAAGGGAGCUGUGCUCCAGUUAGAUUGUUCUCUUUUUUUUUUUUAAUAAAAC